AUGCCCUCCCUCUCCUCCCUCACCGACCCCAAGCCCUACCACAUCCUCGUCUACGGCUCCCUCCUCGGAAGCAACUUAUGGAACACAUUCGGCGCCGGUCCCCUCGCCUAUAAAGCACUCCCACGACCAUCAUUCUCAACGCUCCAACAAGCCAUCUUCCCGACCUUCUUCUCAUUCCACACCGUUCUACCGCUCGUAUUGGCGUUCACAUGGCCGGGAGAAAAAAUUGUUUCUGCAGGUGGUGUAGUCAGGAAGAAUGACGGAGUGUACGGGUUGCUGGAAGGAGAAAAUAGAUGGAUUGCUCUGGCGCCUAUAGCUGCGAUGUUCGCUACGAGCCUGUUGAAUUUGGUGGUUCUGGGUCCGGCGACGACGAAGGUUAUGAAGGAGAGGAAACAUCAAGAAACGAGAGACGGGAAGAGAUACUAUGAUCCAGGCCCAAAGUCGCCAGAGAUGCAGAAGCUCAAUUCGUCAUUCAUGAGGCUACACGGUGUCUCGUCGCUUUCUAAUCUGGUUGGUUUGGGCGCUCUGCUGGUCUAUGGCUUCACGCUGGCCGAGAAGAUAUAA
Zasmidium cellare ATCC 36951 is the source of this 564-nucleotide messenger RNA. RefSeq lists its product as uncharacterized. Lineage: Eukaryota; Fungi; Ascomycota; Dothideomycetes; Mycosphaerellales; Mycosphaerellaceae. The transcript has 2 exons. The record is from RefSeq and is a predicted model, not a curated record. The coding region runs from base 1 to 564 and encodes 187 amino acids.